GCAGCCUCGAGGCGCGCGCUCGUGCCGCAGUGGGCUACACUGCCCGCGAGCGACGGUGCCGUAGUUGCGGAGAACCGGCUAUCGGUCGAGGUCACAGCGGUCGAGGGCGGACGCCACUCAUUGCGACCAGUAGUGCCUCAGGCAAUAAGGCAGGCAAGCAGCGGUCGUCCAGAGCUCUGCCGCGGGACGCGCGUCACGCAUGCGCUACACGGCGACGCUGACGUUUGACUACAAGGACGCGCGAUCCGCCGAGGCGGUAGAGGCCGCGCUCUCCGUGGACGCCGAGCUGAGCGCCUCCGUGCAACGAGAGAGCCGCGUCGACGGCGCGAGCGUCGUCGUCACGUUCCGCUGCGACGACGCCAAGCAGCUGCGCGUGAGCGUCGGCGGCUUUUUCGAGUUGGCCGAGGUCGCCUCCGCGGCUGUCGCGGCGUUCGCCUAGUAAACAUGGAGGCCACGCCGCCGCGGAUAACGUUCCGCGAUGCGCAGCACCGCGUGCACAUGGACAUAGUCAAGACGCGCAUGUUCCUACUGGGCCUCGGCAGCGGCACGACCCUGACCUUAUUCAUCGCGUCCAUCCUCCUCAUGGUCGCGUCCUACUCGCCGACGGCCGGCGCAAUCAGCGUAAUCUGCGGCUGGCCCUAUCCGUUGUACCGCGCGGCCUUCCUGGCGUCGCUCUGUGGGCUGUUGUACGGCGCGGUCGUCUUCGCGUGGCGGCGGAACUCGGUCGAUUUCCGACGAGCAUUGCACCUGUCGCCGGCGGUCACGUACCAGGCGAUCCUCUCCUACAGCUAUGCGUGCUUCGUCAUCGUCUUCGCGUGUUUUGUGCUCUUCGCGCUGCUCUUACUAGCGCCGGACGCGGUGCCCGGCGCCCGAAAGUUCCGCAACACGCUGCCUCUCAUCGCCUUCAUGGCGCCGUUCCUCGUCGCGGCGUGGCCGAAGGACCGCGCGCCCGGCGCGUGCCUGGCGACGCCGGGCGCCGCGGGGGCGCGGCGCGCGCUCGCGCUGGAACUGGUGGGACCCGUGCUCGUGUCGCCCUUCUCGAAGGUGACAUUUGCGCGCACGUUCGUCGCCGACGUGCUGUGCAGCAUGCCGAAAAUUUUCGCCGACGCGCAGUACGGCUUCGCCAUCGUGUUCGACUGCGACACUGACUCGGCUACAUACAUACACAUCGGCUACGUGCUCGCGUUUCUGCCCUUUGUCGUGCGCCUGAACCAGUCGCUGCGGGCGGCGUUUGAUGAUGCCGCGCACCGACGAAAGAAUUGUUGGAAUGCCGGCAAAUAUUCUCUGCAGAUCGCGCUCGUGGCCGAGUCGAUACGCGCGCAACAUAGCGUGCCCUGGUUCGCGCUGGCGCUCACGUCGACGCUGUGCAAUUUCUUCUGGGACGUGCACAUGGACUGGGGCCUGCCGCGCCAGCACAAGCGGUUCCCGGCGUGGUUCUACCCGUCCGCCGUCGCCUCGAACUUCGUGUUAAGGUUGGGCUGGGCGGUCUACGUUUCGCCGGACCAGAAGGUCGUGGCGCAACACGUCAUUCUGCUGCUCGGCGUCGCCGAGGUGUUCCGGCGGUUCCAGUGGGCCGCGCUGCGCGUCGAAAAUGAGGCCCUGAAGAUAGGUGCCGCGCCGCACGAGGGGCUGCGGUACGACUCGGUCGGUGGCGCGCCGCCGCUCGUUUAAAUUCAAGUUUUUUACAU
This is a messenger RNA of Pelagomonas calceolata, 1688 nucleotides long. NCBI's taxonomy places the organism in Eukaryota, Pelagophyceae, Pelagomonadales, Pelagomonadaceae. The record is from the annotation of a GenBank genome assembly.